UAAAGAGAAUCUAGGAUCGAACUUUUACUCGGAUAAUUGGACCUUUAAUAUUCUAAUUCAAGGCCUUUGCAAAGCUGGGCAGGUGGAUCAAGCUCGAGUUUUUUUUACGAUAUGAGGGGUUUUGAUUGUUCUCCUGAUAUCCUUACCUAUAAUACCAUUAUCGGUGGGUUAUGUAGGGCAAACGAGGUAGGGAGAGGUCACCCGAUGUUUGUGCACCCGAUGUUGUGACGUAUACAUCAGUCAUAUCUGGUUAUUGCAAGUUGGGUAAGAUGGGGGAGGUUUCUGCUCUUUUUAAUGAGAUGAUUAGUUCAGGAACUAUGCCUACUGCCGUUACUUUUAAUGUUUUGAUUAAUGGCUUUGGCAAGGUUGGAGAUAUGCUUUCUGCUAAGUCCAUGUACGAGAAGAUGCCUUCUUUUGGCUGCGUUGCUGAUGUUGUGACCUUCACUUCCUUGAUUGAUGGUUACUGUCGCAAUGGAGACGUGUACCAGAGUUUGCAGCUUUGGAAUGCAAUGAAAGCGAGAAAUAUACCUCCAAAUGUCUACACUUUUGCCAUUACCAUCAAUGCACUAUGCAAGAAAAAUAGACUACAGAACACGAGGCUCGUGAACUUUUGAGGGAGUUGAAAUGUACAAAUAUUGCUCCGAAACCGU
Hibiscus syriacus is the source of this 650-nucleotide messenger RNA. RefSeq names its product pentatricopeptide repeat-containing protein At2g06000-like. Gene Ontology annotation, molecular function: protein binding. The record is from RefSeq and is a predicted model, not a curated record. The transcript has a single exon. The coding region runs from base 270 to 614 and encodes 114 amino acids. NCBI's taxonomy places the organism in Eukaryota, Viridiplantae, Streptophyta, Magnoliopsida, Malvales, Malvaceae.